UUGUUGUUUCGUUUUCAUGAUAAAAAAUUGAUUGUUUUUUCCCCCUUACCGAACAAAUAAAUGUGCCACUACCAUCACAUAAGUUGACCAAUAAUUUUUUUUUCUUCAAACAUUUUGUUUUGCUUCUACCUUUUUCAACAUUUUCAAUAUUUUUUAUUUUUUGCCUUUCUCCCUCGACACGCGCACCAAGGUACCGAAAAAAAAUUGAGCAAAAAAAAAACAUACGAAUUGAGCAAGUUAGUUAAUGAUCAAUUGAUCCACCAUCAUUCUUUGUAUGUAUACGUGUAUGGUGUUUUUAUAUGAAAAAAAUUUUUUGUUAUAUUGGAACCAAAAGCCGGCCUAAUUUCAUUCCAAACAACAACAACAAAAAAAAUUAUUCAAAAAAAAUUCGAUUGCAACAAUAAACUAAUUUGAUUUUAAUUUUAUAAAAAGAAAAUUGUUCGAAAAAAAACGACAACAAAAUCAGAUGACCGACAUGAUUUAUUCAUUUAUAUUUUAAACUAACAAAAUUUUUGGUUGUUAUGAACAAUAUAUAUAUCGAAUUCUCAACAUUUUUUUUCCAAUCAAUCGAACAAAAUUCAAAAGAAAAAGAAAACAGACGAUGGCUACCAAUCCGGGAACAUCAGUACAGCCAGUACAACAUGCAACAAAAAAUAUAACAACCGAUUUAAGACAACGAGUAUUAAAUCAUAUGAAAGAUACGAUUGCUAAAACUGGUAUUAAUUUUGUACCGGAAGAUAUUGAAAAUACUUUUUAUCAAAAAUAUCCUACACCGGAUGAUUAUUGGAAUCAUGCACAAAAUUUUAUCAAAAGUGUUAUGGCUCGAAAACUAAUGCAACAACAACAACAACAACAACAACAGCAGCAACAACAACAACAACAACAAAUGAUGAAUAAAAAUGUCAUUGCAUUACAUAAUAAUAUGGGCGGGGGCGUUGGACAAAAACCAGUAGGAACACAUAUGAUGAUGACUACAACUGGUCAUCUUAAUGAUUCGAUCCAUCAUCAACAACAACAGCAGCAGCAACAACAACAACAACAAUCUCAACAAAUGAUGAAUGCGAAUAAUUCACAGCGACCAACUUCGGUUACAAUGAAUAAAAUGAUGACAAUGCCAGCAUCAAGCGGUUUUAUCAGUAACAAUCAACAACAACAAAAUGCAAAUGUAACGGCUAUAACAAAUCAACCGGCAAAUGCUGUUCUCAAUGCUAAUUCACAAAUGAUGACAAUGGCCGCUAAUAAAGCCAAAAUAAUGGUCAGUAAUCAACAACAAUUUCAGCAACAGCAAGCAAAUCAACAACAAUUGGCCGCAAUGCAAAUGCAACAGCAGCAACAGAAUCAAAUGCCUGUCGGAUCAAAUCAACAACCGACCAUGACAUUACAAUCGCAACUUCAGCAACAAAAUACAGCAAACGCUCGAAUGAUGCAACCAAAUCAAAUGAUGAAUCAACGAAUGAUAGCUGCAACAAAUGCUAAUGCUAACCAAAUUCGUCAAAUUAAUACAACAUUGAAUAAUAAUCCAAAUAUACAGUUACGAAUACCUCGACAACAAUCACAGCAACAAGCGCAAUUGGUCGCAGCUAAUAUCCGACAAACUGUUUCUGGACAAACUCACAUGAUGAAUACUAUUGGUCAGCAACAGCAACAAACAUCUCAGCAACAACCAGGAUCGGUACCGAUACUUGUUCUUCAACAUCAACAACAGCCUCGACCAAUUAAUACACAACAGAUUCAGAUUCAAAUGCAGCAACAGCCACAAAGUGGCCAGUUUCAGGAUCAACAUCCUACUUCAUGUAUGACAUCGACGUCCGGUAUUCAACAACAGCAAUUCAUCAAUAAAACCAAUCAAAUGCAACAUGUCAAUGUUAAUACAGCCAGCAUGCAAUCGACUAUGCCUCAGCAACAACCUCAACAAGCGCAAAAUUCUGCUGGAAACAUGGCACAGACUGCACAAUUUACUAAUCAAUUUGGGCAACAAACCCAAAUUGUGACCGGAUCUUCAACCGGUGGUCAAACGUUAAUGUCGCAUCAACAGCAACAACAGGCGAUCGCUGCUCGGCAACAUCUGCAACAACAACAACAGGUAUCAGUACAGUUAGGUCCAGGUAAUCAAGCAACAAUGAUGACAACGGCUAACACUUCGAUACCUUCAAGUGAUAAUAACGUGAUGGGUGGCUCCGUUGGACCAACAAAUAAAGGUUUGCUUUCGGCUCAAAUACUUACAGCAAAUCAGCAGCCACAAUCACAACCAUCGCAACAACAGCAACCAAUGCCAGGUGUUGGAAUACAACAAACACAACCGAUGGGCGGUCAACAACAGCAGCCUAAAAUGUUGGCAACAAGUGGACCAAUUCUUGGUUCUGGUCAAGCAACAAUGAUUCCCGCUAAUCAUCAUGCUCAUCAUCAUGGAUCACCGGUCAAUUCUAAUUUUAUCGGUACAGGCAGUCCAGCAGCACCUCAACUGAUGCCAUCACCAGCUAGUCGUCCACCACAUUCGAUUGAAACGCCAUCACCACAGAAUCAGCAAUUAAACACUCCCGGAUCUGUAUCAUCAACACAACCGACUCGUACAAAGGAACAACAAUUAUUACAAGCAUUGCAAAAAUAUAGAGAACCAUUAGAAGAAGCUAUUCAGAAAAAUGAUGUGAAUGAUUCCCUUAAUGAUAAAAGAAGAAAUAUUCUUCGGAUUGUGACUGGCGCCACUCCUGCAUCAUUAGAAUUGUUGGAACGAUGUGAAGCAUUACUUGAAUCAAAUGCUAAUUUUUUGGCAAAUAAAAAUUUGUUAGCCAAUAAUGGAACCAUGAAUAAAAUGGAUAAUCAUAGUACAAAUCUAACCGAUUCGCCUUCAUCAUUGAAUAAAUCUCGACUGGCAGCGGGCAGUAUCAUACCUACAAUUUCUUCAAUGUCCAUGUUAGGUCAAUCAGGUUCAUCGACUGUACAUGCAAGAAUGCAAGAUACUUGUCAGCCAUUAUUGGAUGCUGUUACACGUAAUUUUCGUAAGCCUACAUAUUUUCAUGUUGCACAUAAAACAUUUGGUCCUGCAUUAUCUGUAUUAAAUCCUGAUCCAUAUCUUUUGGCACAUCGUGUUAAUAUCAGUGGUAAUUACAUUUGUUACAGUAAUGUUUCUGGAAGAACUAUGAUGAAAAAAGGUGGCCUUAUUGAUCGCCGUAUUGAAACAUGGAAACGACGAAUGAAUCGCCUUUCACUGCGAAAUCGUAAUGGUAAAUCAUUACCCGAUAUAUUACAGGGUGAAAUUGCUCGACUUGAUAUGCGUUUUAAAGUACAAGCAUUAUCAACACGUAGAUUUGGUUCAUCUAAAUGUCAACAUUUACUUUGUCGAUUAGAUGAUAGUCGUUUACCAUCCGUACCGCCUAUCGUUGUCUAUAUACCUGAAGAUUAUCCCGAUGUUCCACCACAUUGUGAACUUGAAUCCGAACAAUAUAAAAAUUGUCAUUUUUUCUCAAAAAUUUAUUCAAAUUUUGGCUGUAAUAUUCGACAUAUGCCAAUGAGAUAUUCAUUUACAUUAUUAUUACAUAUUUGGGAACGUAGUAUACAACAGGCAAUGUGCUCGAUAUUGGAUACAUCAAGUCCAUUAUUAUCAUCAUCAACAUCAUCAUCAUCAACAUCAUCAUCAUCAUCAUUGUUGACAUCUACAUUAUCAUCAUUUUGUCCACAGCAGCAGCAUCAAGAUCAAUUGAUGAACAAUAAAAAUAUAACGGAUGUUAAUGGCCAUAAUAAUAAUAAUAAUGGUGAUAAUCAUGUUGAUAAUAAUAAUAUGAUUAUCAAUAAUAAUAAUAAUAAUAGUCUACCAAUAACCUCUACAACUAAAAACUAAAUUAUUUCGAAUGAAAAAAACAAA
Messenger RNA from Dermatophagoides pteronyssinus (European house dust mite), 3859 nucleotides. RefSeq lists its product as uncharacterized. Gene Ontology annotation, cellular component: ESC/E(Z) complex. Gene Ontology annotation, biological process: regulation of transcription by RNA polymerase II. The record is from RefSeq and is a predicted model, not a curated record. Lineage: Eukaryota; Metazoa; Arthropoda; Arachnida; Sarcoptiformes; Pyroglyphidae.